GUAAGAAGUACCGAUCCUGCAUAGUAUUAACUUGGCUUGACUCCUCUCAUCAGAAGAAAGCGAAAAAAGCAAAAAUGCAAUCUAUGUCCCUGACGCUGAGCAAGAGGCUCUCCAAUUCAAAGCCUCUCUUCAGAAUCUCUUCCAACCUCGUCGCUCACGCAUCCUCCGCCACAACCUCUCCGCCGCCACCUUCGCCGCCAGUCCCCUCUCCAUCCGCCCUCAACAGCCUCCUCACCGCUCCGUGGUCCGCCACUCAGUCACGCGGAAUCACGCUCUCUGGAUCUGAUGUUCGAGUCGGGAAUCUCAUUGGAAACCGAGGACGCGCUCACGAGGUUCUCAAACUGUAUCGCCCUCUUGAAGGAACGGGCAAAGCCACUCUUGAGGUUCCGCCUCAAAGUGUAGCUGGUUAUGCCACAGUUGCUACUACAGAGGAUGGCGCUGAAAGGAAGGAACGAAACAGUGGAUUGAGUAAGGCAACGAAGACAAAGAGAGAGCAGCUCCUAAAAGCUACUGCAGUUGCCUCUCUUCUUCUAAUAUACCCGAACACUUAUUCAUUGCUCUUCGCAAAUUUCUUUGUGUUCUGGCACUUAUAUGCAGGGAUCGGAGAGAUUUUGGCUGACUAUGUUCACCAUGAAAUGACCAGAGAAUUUGUCAUGAUUUCUCUCAGGUUGUUCUUGAUAAUCGCAUUGAAGGAUGUAUGCUUAAAUUUUGUAUUUGUAUAAUCAGAUAGUGCAUGGGUUGUGCUGACAUUACUUUCCAAUAAGAGGCCAUUGAGGGUCAAACUUGGCAAAACCUUAAUUUGUAGUUUGUAGUCGUUUUCUCAAACUUAAGAGGCGAGGCAACGUGAUAACUUGAUGAUUUAUCAUGGUAAUGGAUGAAUUUUAGCGUGUCUUGCAUAUA
Glycine soja is the source of this 900-nucleotide messenger RNA. RefSeq names its product succinate dehydrogenase subunit 4, mitochondrial-like. The transcript has 6 exons. The record is from RefSeq and is a predicted model, not a curated record. Gene Ontology annotation, biological process: mitochondrial electron transport, succinate to ubiquinone; tricarboxylic acid cycle. NCBI's taxonomy places the organism in Eukaryota, Viridiplantae, Streptophyta, Magnoliopsida, Fabales, Fabaceae. Bases 75 to 722 code for a protein of 215 amino acids. Gene Ontology annotation, cellular component: mitochondrial inner membrane.